AUGGGUUUUUUCCUAUCUCAGUCGGGCCGAAAAGAGACUGUUUUGGAUUUGGCAAAGUUCGUCGACAAGGGUGUGCAAGUCAAGCUGACCGGUGGAAGACAAGUUACUGGUACACUGAAAGGAUAUGACCAAUUGCUGAAUCUAGUCCUGGAUGAAGCCGUCGAAUUUCUUAGAGGCAAAUUCAAGCGGUUGAUUGUUGCACUCAGAAAUCCAGAAGACCCCCUGAAGACUACUGAUCAGACUCGUCGCCUUGGCUUAAUAGUUUGUCGAGGAACGGCUGUGAUGCUUGUUUCCCCAACUGAUGGGACAGAAGAAAUUGCUAAUCCAUUCCUUCAGUCUGAUGGGGCAUAA
Messenger RNA from Striga asiatica, 351 nucleotides. NCBI's taxonomy places the organism in Eukaryota, Viridiplantae, Streptophyta, Magnoliopsida, Lamiales, Orobanchaceae. The record is from the annotation of a GenBank genome assembly.